Molecule: messenger RNA, 1811 nt
Organism: Chenopodium quinoa (quinoa)
Lineage: Eukaryota; Viridiplantae; Streptophyta; Magnoliopsida; Caryophyllales; Amaranthaceae
Exons: 3
Coding region: 392-1474 (360 amino acids)
Source: RefSeq, a predicted model, not a curated record
GAUGCUAUUAUAGCUAUUCAUCAAAGUUCAUGUUGCUACGUGCAUAUUGUUAAAAGUCCGUGUUACUAAAGUCAAUUUUAUUUUAUUAAAAAACCCGAAGGGAGUAAAAAAAAAAAAAAAAAACCAUAAAUGAAAACUCAGAAGCAAAGCACACGCGUGGAAAGACAGCGAGGGUGAGAAAUAAAAAGGCAAAAGACACUAGAAUUUAUGCUUUAAUCACACCUUCUUUUCCUCUGACCUCUCCCAUUCUUCCUCUAAUUGUACUGUCCUUCUCUCCUUUAGCACCAACACAAACACUAUAUACAAUCAAGAGUUAUAUAACCAACACUACCAUAUAGUAGUAGUAUACACUAUUUUUAUCAUAUAGUAGCAAAAUUAAUCAAUUUAGAAAAUGAAUCGUCUGGCCCCAUUAUCUGAAGAACCAUUCAAUGAAGAAGAUACCAAAAAACUCUCCAAAAAAACCCAUGCAUGGAAAAAUUGGGUUAAAAACCUUUUUUUCAACAAAAAAUCUGAUCUUAAAAUUCUUCUUAGUGUUCUUGCUUGCCCUCUUUUUCCUGUUUCUCUUCAACCAAAUCAAUCCAUUCUUCAGGUAUCAUCAUCAUCCCAGUACAUAAUAGAGCACUUUAAAGCAGCAACAGGUUGUAAAAAGCUGGAAAAAAUGGUGGUGAAAAAUAUAUUUGCAACAGGGAAAGUGAGCAUGACAAUGCUAGAAGAGCCGAGCUUAAGCGGCUCAUCGGCUGUGGUGGUGGCGGCUGGAGCCACUCACAAAGGCUGCUUUGUGAUGUGGGAGAUGUUGCCUAACAAGUGGUCAAUUGAGCUUGUGGUUGGUGCUCAUAAAGUGCUUGCUGGUAGUGAUGGCAAUGUGGCUUGGCGUUACACCCCCUGGCUCGGCUCUCACCCGGCUAAAGGCGGGGUCCGGCCCCUCCGCCGGGCCCUUCAGGGUUUAGAUCCAAUGGCAAUAUCUGAAGCAUUUUCUGUGGCUCAGUACAUGGGAGAGAAGGAGAUUAUGGGCGUUGAUUGUUUUGUCCUGAAAUUGUCUGCUGAGCAAAAUGAUCUUGCUGAUCGGAGUGACAACACAGCCGAGACCAUCAAGCAUGUAACAUUUGGCUACUUUAGCCAAAAGAGUGGAUUGCUAGUGUACUUAGAAGACUCCUACUUAACAAGAAUACAGUCCCCAGGUGCAUGUCCUCGCUAUUGGGAGACUACAAUGGGUUCAAAGAUUGAGGACUAUCGGACAGUGGAAGGUGUGAUGAUCGCACACUCCGGUCAAACUCAUGCAAUCAUCACUAGGUUCGGGGAUAAUCUCAAGUCAGGUCCUACUAUACUACGAAUGGAAGAGGCUUGGAUGAUCGAUGACUUUGCUUUUAACGUGCAAGGACUAUCUAUGGACUGCUUUAUCCUCCCACAAGAAGUGAAGAGCAGCUGUCUCGAAGAGAAGCUCAAACAAGGUCCAUUGUUCCCACUUGAUCGAUGAUCGUCGAUUAUUUCAGUUCGGCCGCACUAACAAACUUCAUCAAGGAAGAUUUACAUCAUAACAAUGCUUGGAAUAGGAUUGAUUACUGAUAUUUUUUUAAAAAAUGUUUUAGCAUAUGAAAUUUUCGCCUUUGUUUUUUUUGGGGGGAUUUUGUAUAUAAUUGCCUAUAUAUGAAUCACCAGUAAAUAAACUACUUAUGUAACAAGAAUUGAGUAUAUGGGUAAUGGUGACCCAUAUUAGCCAUUCACUUUUGUAAGAACUUGAGAAGCAAAUAAUAGUUGCUUCCUUGUCUACUCGUUUUAUGAAAUUUGGAAAUGCAUUUUAUCUACUUGUAUCA